Trichosurus vulpecula (common brushtail) is the source of this 5541-nucleotide messenger RNA. It is a transcript of the gene VWDE, whose product is annotated as von Willebrand factor D and EGF domains. The record is from RefSeq and is a predicted model, not a curated record. Gene Ontology annotation, biological process: anatomical structure development. The coding region runs from base 1 to 5541 and encodes 1846 amino acids. NCBI's taxonomy places the organism in Eukaryota, Metazoa, Chordata, Mammalia, Diprotodontia, Phalangeridae. The transcript is spliced from 32 exons. Gene Ontology annotation, cellular component: extracellular region; cell surface. Gene Ontology annotation, molecular function: signaling receptor binding; calcium ion binding.
AUGGGCCAAGAGCUGGAGGAGGGGAGUGGGCUGGAUGGAAGAUCUUUGGAACUGGCCUACUUUCAGGAAUGCUCUCCUGGAGGUCACCAGAUCCUUCAGGACAUUCGGAGGAGUGUGGAUUUUGGAGCAUCAGAAGGGCAGCAGUUGGUGGAGCUGAUUUGUGAUCGUUCCCUCCGCCCAGGAUGGUACCGCUUCCAGAUCUCAGACAGACCUGCAGAGAUGCCAACCACCUGUGUAGAGGUGAACCGCUGUGGUACCCAAGUCCCACUCUGGUUAUCUCUGAGAGAAGGGGAGGCCCUGCCCCUGCCAGGGGAGGCCAUGCAGCUGACAGCCUGUGCCUCCUGGGAGUUCUUUGGGGCUGCCAAGGACUGCUGCUUGUUCCGCAUUCCUGUGACCGUGAGGAACUGCAGACCUUUCCUGGUCUACUUCCUGCAGCCCACCCAGGGCUGUAUGGGGUACUGUGCAGAAGGUCCUCCUGAUGCCCCAACACCGCCCUCCCCUCCAAGAGCCCCAGAGGUGGUGGUCAAGUUGAUUGCAUCCAAGAUCUUUCUCCAGUGCACCUUUGAGGGGUCUCCCACAAACAGCUCUCUGGGAUUUGUCAUUGCUUGGUCCAGACUUUCAUCAGAAGGACUCCAAGAGGAACUGAAGAAGGAGACUACGGUGGAGGAAUCAUCCCUUUUAGAACUUGAUGGCAUGAACCUCAGGCUUGGAGACAGGAUUUUUUGUGGUGUGUCUGCCUUUUUCCGAGAGAACCCAGGCAUACAAAGUGUGGUCAUCAAGAGUAAAGAAUUCUUUGCCGGCAUUAAGCUCCAGCCAGAGGUAAGCACGAUCUCGGAAGAUGGACGACAGCACCAGCUGAAGAUAGAGAGCACAGUUCCCAUUCUUUGUCCUGAGGCUGACCAAGGAUGCAAGGUCUCCUUGACAUUGAAAACCAUUGACUGGGGUAAUGGACAGCAAGGUCUCAAUUUGGCUCUUUCUCAUUGUCAAGUGCACCUUCCUGAGACGUCAUCCUGUGAGAAUGGAACUUGUAGCCAGGCCCUUAUUUAUUUCACAGCCGUAAUAGACUUUUCACGGGAUGGAGACAGAGUUACCGAGAUUGUUGUGGAGCCCAUUGUCAGUGAGAACUUCCUGUGGAGAGGCUACAUUCCUGAAACCACACAGAUCGAAGUAAAGGACCUUCCCACAGCCAAUUGCUAUUCAUUUACUGAUCCUCAUAUAAUUACACUGGAUGGGAGGCAUUAUGAGCACUUCAAGACUGGAACUUUUGUGCUCUACAAGAGCGUGUCUCGAGAUUUUGAGGUCCACGUUCGCCAGUGGGACUGUGGAAGUCUUCACUACCCAGUGUCUUGUAACUGUGGGUUUGUGGCCAAAGAAGGAGGUGAUGUGGUUGCGUUGGACAUGUGCAGUGGUCAGCUCCAUGAAUCACAGCCCUAUUUAUUUGUGAAGAGCAGAGACCCCACCAGCAAUAUCAAGAUUAGGGAGUCUUAUUUAGGAAGGAAAGUCACGAUCUUCUUUUCUUCUGGAGCUUUUGUUCGUGCUGAUCUUAGUGAAUGGGGCAUGAGUUUGACGAUCCAGUCUCCUAGCUCAGACCACAAAAACACCCAGGGACUUUGUGGCACCUUUGAUGAAGACCCAGAGAAUGACUUCCAUGACAAACAUGGCACCGUGAUCAAAGACCAUUCCAAUCCCUACCUUGUUUUUAUUAAUGAGUGGAGGAUAUCACCAGGAAAGAGUAUGUUUGAUAAACUUCCAGUUUCUUUGAAAUCUCCUGGAAAAAUCUCCUACUGCAGCUGUGCAGGAGACAAGGCUAGACUCCAAUCUGUCAAUCAUCCGGAGAGUCACCCUCAAUCAGAAGUUACUUCAGGCUGCCAUGACAGUGAACAUGUGAGACGUCCUUCUUUGAUACCAGAACUGGACGUCACUAUGGAGUAUAUCAGUGCUUAUGAACUGAGUGCAAGUUUAAAGAAGCGUUCAUUGAGAGAAGAAAAAAAUCCAGAUUCCCUUUUUUCAAGCCAAGAAAAAAAUAUUAAUCUAACAAAGGUAGAUUCUGAGGGUCCGAGUCAUCACAAGAAGGACAAAGGGAAAACAGCCCCUUCAGAAGUCAGGAAGCAUAUACAAAAUCGGGACCGCCAUCUCCAAGAAAGACGACCUGUCCAAAGCAGGCAGAAAAGACAACAUCUGCAUGAAUAUCCUCCCACAUUUUCUUUCUCCAAUCUCAGCCCCACUGACCUGGAAGGAUUAAGCUAUUUUUUUCCUGAGGACCAUGCUGCUGACACACACCAAGAGUUUGUACCCUCGUGGCCCACACCUUCUGGGCUGAUGGAAGCCCAUGUGUUGGAAGCCUGCCAUCGGAUCUUGACCAACUCCAGCAUUGGAAGGUACUGUGCAGAGUUUCUUGGUGAGAGAACAGAUAGUGUUGUCAAGAUGUGUGUGAAGGACGUGCUGUUGAAAGAUGACCUUAGCUGGGCAGAAGCAGGUUUGGCGCUCUUAGAAAAUGAAUGUGAAAAGAGAAUUUUGGAAGAAGCAAAGUACAACACAGAAGAUUAUGGCCAAUCCAUUGAAGAAAUUCUUCUUGUGUUAAAAUGUCCCAAUUUGUGUACUGGACAAGGACAGUGUAUGGAAUGGGGCUGUGCAUGUUUCCAAGGCUUUAGUUCCUUUGACUGCAGUGUCUCAUCUGACCAGGCUCCAGAAAUUACAGAGCUUGAGAAUGCUGGCUUGUGUGACAUCCAGUUGGACAGCUGCAUGACAGUGAGAGUUUUUGGUCACGGAUUCAGAGAGUCACCAACAAUCAAAUGUGAAAUGAUCCAGCAGCAGUAUAACAGUAGCCAAGGGAUCUUGGGAGCACCUAUAUACACAGAUGUCAUCUUCCAAAACAGCACAUUUGUCACUUGCCAGCUGCCUGCCCAUGUCCAGAAGUCACCCACAACAGAUCCAAGGGGGGAUGGGCCAACUGCAAAGUGGCAAGUGAAGGUUUCUAAUGAUGGCCAUCACUUUAGUAACCCUCAGAUGCUGACUAUCUAUGAUGGUGCUUGUCAGACAUGUGACCUCCAUGCUGAAGGACGGUGUACAUUAAAGGAAAAGUAUUGCUACCUCAAUGGGCUCUGCUACGGAGAGGGGGAGCCCAGCCCGACGAGCCCUUGUCUGCUCUGCAGAAGUGGCCUCUCCAAGUGGACUUGGUCCAUCUCUGAAGACAACCAACCCCCCGUGUUCCAGGAACCACAAGAAAGACUACAGACAUUUUAUGGGCAAAACUUUGUGUACCCAUUGGUGGCCUUAGACCCAGAAGGCUCUGCCAUCUUCUUUGCCUUGAUCUCGGGCCCAGAGGGAGCCAGUGUCUCUCCUGGGGGCAUCCUGAAAUGGAAAGUCCUGUCCCAGAGUACGCAGACAUUUACCAUCAGCGCCGUGGAUGACUGCAAGGCUGAGGCCACAGUGACCAUUGAGGUGUCUGUGAAGCCCUGUGACUGCCUGAAUGGAGGGUCCUGUAUGCCCCAGGGGGACGUCCCCCAAGGAGAGGGGAUAUAUUGGUGUUCUUGCCCGCUCGGGUUUGAAGGCACCCAGUGUGACGUGGACAUCAAUGAGUGUGAACCUCACCCCUGUGGUCCUGGCCAAUGCAGGGAUGCCAUUGGGAAUUACUCCUGUGAAUGCCCAGCGGGGUUGACAGGCACAAAUUGCCAGGAUGACGUGGACGAAUGCAGAUCCGACCCCUGCUCUCCCAGACAACUGUGCGUCAACGUUCUUGGCUCCUAUCACUGCGUGCUGUGUCCCAAAGACCUUCAAGGCGCUGGGGAAGCCUGCCACGGUGAAGCCGAGUUUACGAGUGAGCUGACAUCUCAUCUCGGGGUUCCCAAGGACUCCGAAGAGAAGGAAGCCAGAGGAGGGCAGAGUGAGGUGCCCCAGGAGAAAGAAGAGAAAGCACAGCCCGGGGAGGAAGGUGUGCCAGGUGUCACUGGCAGGGCCCCUCCCGCUCCACCCUCCUGGACCUCCGGCCAGUUGUCUACAGCCUUGUUUGCAGAGCCCUGGGGUGACAGUGCAGGGGGCAGGGCAGUUGGGGCUUCCAGACGAGGACAGGAGCUUGCCCAGAGUUACCCAGGUGUGAGGAGCAGCAUAGUCCAAGCCCUCCAAGGCCACCUCCCCACACUGCUUUCCAUGCUGAGCCGCCAUUUCCUCCCAGAGUUGGAAUCCAUGGCCAUGACCAGCCGCCCUUCCAGGGUGUCCCUCUAUCAGUCCUUUGUGGCUCUGAAGGCUACCCAGCUCUCUGUGACCACAGCUGUGGAUCCCAGCCUGACUGCCAGCAGCAGCCUGGACCUGAGGUGGACCCUGGCUGAGGAUGGCCACUCUCUGACAGCCAGCCCAGACCCUUCCCUAAGCGGAACGAGUCCCAUCCAAACACAGGCGGGAGCCUCCUGGACCUCAAGCAGCCUCUGGAAGGAGCUGUUGGGAGCUGGUCCCAGCACAGUGACCAUGCCACCAGUGAUGCCUAAGAAGGACCAGAGCUCCACCAACCCUGGAACAGCCAAGCCGCUCACCUGUGCCGACUCCCCUUGCUUUCCGGGUGUGCCCUGUGCAUCAGCCCUUGAUGGAAGCUUCCAGUGUGGCCGCUGUCCCUUCGGUUACUAUGGAGAUGGGGCAGAGUGCAAAGCCAUCUGCAGGCACCCCUGUGGCAGGAGCAUGGAGUGCGUGAGGCCCAAUGUCUGCAGAUGCAAAGCUGGCUUUUACGGCCCCAGCUGCCACACCGCUCUGUGUCGCCCUGACUGUAAGAACAAUGGGAAAUGUGUCAAGCCAGGGGUCUGCCAGUGUCUUCCAGGCCUUGGGGGAGUCACCUGUGAAGAAGCCCAGUGCAGCCCACCUUACCAGCAUGGUGGGACAUGCUUGGCUCAAAAUCUCUGCAUGUGUCCCUACAGCUUUGUAAGACUAAGGUGUGAGACAAUGCUGUGUGGCAGGCACUGUGAACAUGGCGGCCAGUGCGUCACUCCAGACGUCUGCCAGUGUCAGCAGGGAUGGUCCGGCCCUACCUGUGCCACAGCUUUGUGUGAGCCAGUUUGCCUCAACGGCGGUUUCUGCCAUAAGCCAAACACCUGCCUCUGCCCACCCGGAUUCUUUGGUUUGAGGUGUCAGAAUGCGCUCUGCAAUCCUCCCUGUAAAAAUGGUGGCCACUGCAUGAGAAAUAAUGUCUGCUCCUGCUCUGAGGGGCACACUGGAUGGAGAUGCCAGAAAAGCAUCUGUGACCCUGCAUGCAUGAACGGAGGCAGGUGUGUGCGGCCCAAUGUCUGCUCCUGUCCAUCUGGGUGGCGAGGGAAGAGAUGCAGCUCACCAAUCUGUCUGCCAGAGUGUCAGAAUGGGGGAGAAUGUAUAGGCCCAAGUGUGUGCCACUGUCCCACUUCUUGGGGAGGAGUGUAUUGCCAAACAGAUAUUUGUGACCGGACAUGUCUUCAUGGAGGCAGCUGUGUCCUCCCCAAUACCUGUGCCUGUCGGCCUGGCUAUGCUGGAGCCCUGUGUGAGAAGAAAGACCCAGGCCUGAUGCAGAUGCAAGCGCCCCAGUGA